ACAAAAACAUGUGAGUGGUAUAGGACAUACUGUACAGUAGUUUUCAGGGUUAUAUUUUUGGCCUUUUUUGUAUACAGGAGAGACAUGGACAGUUUUCCAGUCAUCUGGAUUAACACCUGUUUUAACUGACUUCACAAAGAUAAUGAUAAAAUGGUUUUCCGAUCUGCCAUAUACAAAACCAUGUAGGUAAAUCUAGACAGUUGGGUCAUCGAACAAGAAAAAUGAAGGCACUGUUUAUUCUGCUCAUAGUUAUUCCUGUUGACGCUGUUUUAUAUUCUGACGUGAAACGUUUGAAUGAAUAUCUAUUGGCGAAUUACUCCAGACGUUUACACCCCAGAAUCAACCUUAGUGAACCAGUUACAGUAAAUGUCGAUCUUUACUUGAACUCAGUAAUCGAUUUUGAUGUUUUAACCGGAAUUUUGACGUUCGCUGGAACGUUUGUAUUACAAUGGAACGAUGAACAAAUUGCUAUGAGGUGGAAUAAUUCUGAAUUCAAUGACAUAGCUAUGACACAACUAAAUGUACAUGAAGUAUGGGUUCCGAAGAUUUAUAUUCGACAUAUGGUGGAACAAACUUCAAUCUUUCAGUUCAGCAGUUCGUUUGAUAGUGAUUCAGCAUUUGUAUCCUUUUUGAAAAAUGGAACAGCCAAGACAACGCUGCUAGCGAUCCUUCGGACAAGUUGUUCUACGGAUAUAACCUAUUAUCCGUUCGAUAAUCACAAAUGCGAUAUUUCGUUCGUACCACUCAACUUUUACAGCACCGUUAUUCCGAGAACUUCAGCAACUACAAUAUUAAAUAUUUACACUAUUGAAAAUUCUGAAUGGAAAUUAUCAUCUUCAGUUUAUAAUGACAUUUCAAAUGGUCCCAUUUUAAACGUCAUUUAUGUUUUGAAUUUAACUCGAAAACCGUUUUUUCUUGUUCUUAAUUUAGUUUGUCCAUCUAUUAUUAUAUGUACCGUAAAUAGUUUAUCAUUCUUGAUACCAGUAGCAUCAGGUGAGCGAUUGUCUUUCUGUGUUAGUCUUCUGUUAACAUACAUUGUUUUUUUGACAACUGUUUUGGACAAACUUCCAUCUACGGACACUGUGUCGUUGUUUAAUGUAUUUGUGUUUGUUCAGCUCAUUUAUAGUAGUUUGACUGUUUUGGGAAUAGUUAAAACACUUGGAUACUAUCACUAUGAAGACAACAAAGACGUUCCAGUGGUAUAUAAACACAUUGUUAGAUAUUUUCUUCGUUGCCAUUGCAAAGUCAAGAUUUCCCCCAAAACGACGACUUCGUCAAAAACAUCCAAUGAAGACCAUCCUUCUCUUGCAUGUAAGAGCAAUGUUGACCAAAUAAAUCAUAAAGAAGGAGAUUUGAAAAAUAAUGAUAAUAAGGAUGACUCGGCAGCGCCUCGCAAUAACUACGAUAAUAUUGCAUGGCGAGACGUAGCAACAGCUUUGGACAGAAUUAUCAAUAUGAUAGCUACAAUUGUUGCUGUGUUUAACAUUGUUGUGUUAUUGAUAACAAUGAUUAGAUUGCACGAAUCAUGA
Molecule: messenger RNA, 1529 nt
Organism: Mytilus trossulus (common blue mussel)
Lineage: Eukaryota; Metazoa; Mollusca; Bivalvia; Mytilida; Mytilidae
Product: neuronal acetylcholine receptor subunit alpha-3-like
Exons: 2
Coding region: 222-1529 (435 amino acids)
Biological process (GO): nervous system process; monoatomic ion transmembrane transport; signal transduction
Cellular component (GO): synapse; neuron projection; plasma membrane
Molecular function (GO): transmembrane signaling receptor activity; excitatory extracellular ligand-gated monoatomic ion channel activity; transmitter-gated monoatomic ion channel activity involved in regulation of postsynaptic membrane potential
Source: RefSeq, a predicted model, not a curated record